AUGGAGGAUCAGCUGUCCUUAUUAUUAUUUGUGAAUGCAUCGGACAUUGAAGAUGAGAGAGAAGUUCCAAAAGAUGAGGAAGAUAUACCAAAGGAGCUGUCAGGGCCAGGAUUUGGAUGGACAUCGCCUCCUCUAAGAAGUAGGACUGCAAGCCAGCACACAAGUUCGAACAUGUUCAUUAGUUUAAGACCUUUAGUUCUCAUAGUGAGAUUAGACAAUUUUCGUUGUCCUGCUGAAAGAUGUCGAUCAGAAACACCUGGAAAAUGGGUAUGUGCGAAAGAUGGAACAAAUACGUACUUAAACGCGCUUGGGAAGAUAAAGUGUGAUGGUGGUUGUGAAGCGGACAUCUGCAAAUGGGGAUGGAAAUGCGGGAGCAGUUUCCACAAUGGCGAGUACAUCAAAGCGGACUUCGAAGGGUUUGUUUUCGCCAUGUCCCAAGCAAUGCAACUGUCACAACUUGCGCAUGUAAAGUGGAUAACAGCUUUGAUGCUGGAAUUGGAUAAGCAAUACAAUCCACAGGAUUAUGACUCCUCAGAGCUGUGUUAAAAGGUAUAAUUUUUAUUUUAAAUAGUAGCGUUGACAGUUUUUCAUAAUUGCUUCUUUAUAAAUCAUUGUAUACGAAAAUACACAAUCAGACGUAAGU
Dreissena polymorpha is the source of this 643-nucleotide messenger RNA. RefSeq lists its product as uncharacterized. The coding region runs from base 1 to 546 and encodes 181 amino acids. NCBI's taxonomy places the organism in Eukaryota, Metazoa, Mollusca, Bivalvia, Myida, Dreissenidae. The record is from RefSeq and is a predicted model, not a curated record. The transcript has 5 exons.